This is a messenger RNA of Cylindrotheca closterium, 1173 nucleotides long. NCBI's taxonomy places the organism in Eukaryota, Bacillariophyta, Bacillariophyceae, Bacillariales, Bacillariaceae. The record is from the annotation of a GenBank genome assembly.
AUGAGCGCCAUAGGGUCGAAGGCAAAAGAAAAUCCUCCACAUGAUGGAGAAAUGCCAACUGCAGCCUUGCAUAAUGGGAUAUCCAUAUCGUUGAUUGGCUUGGGCUGCGCCAGCGGAGUGCGACGGCAACAUGUGAAAGCGGCACUUGAAUCCGGUUACACGUUUCUGGACACGGCCCAAGCGUAUCAAUGGGGCUAUCAAGAACAUGAAGUCGCAGAAGCCCUGAAACAAUAUCUUGAAACUAAUGAAAAUGCGGAAGUCUUUGUGCAGACAAAGGUACAUCCGGAAAACCUCGGCUAUGAUGCCACUACAAAAAUGGUUCACGAGAGCAUUGAUAGAUUCGAGGGGCACCUAGAUUCGGUACUCAUACAUAAACCAAAGUGUUGGCCGGGCGCAUGUAGUCGCGAGCCAGAAGGCACCUGGGCAGAUAGUUGGAGAGCGCUAGAGGAUCUUCACGACCAGGGAUUGAUCAGAGCUAUAGGAAUAUGCGACGUUGACAAAUGGUUGUUGAAAGAAUUGCUUCGACAGCGGAUCAAACCGCACAUUAUUCAGAAUUGGAUGGAUCCGCUUCACCAAGAUUUAGAGGUCCGAGAUUUUAUACUAUCGCUUGGCAUUCAAUAUCAAGCAUACUCUUCUCUCGGGACACAGUGGGUACAUUUCAGAGGCUACGAGAACAACCCUGUGUUGACAAACCCAAUAUUGCAAUCGAUAGCUGCAAAAUACGGUGUGGACGUAGCACAAGUUGUAAUCAAUUGGGCGACUAGAAAAGGGAUAUCGGUACUUCCAGCAUCCAAAAAUCCAUCUAGACAACAAAGCAACCUCCAUAGCACUACAACUUUUGAUCUCUUGGACGACGAAAUGGCCAUGAUUGACGCCCUAGAUGGUGACCUACCAGAAAAACAUCACGCUACGAAAGUCCAGGUCCACUUUGAAAAUCCAAGGAACGAUGGGGGGAGUAUUGACGCCUUCUGGUUGUCGGACGCGGACAAUAGUGAAGUGCCAAUUGGAUCUAUAGCCGCUGGAAGCGCAAUAUCAAUGACAUCAUAUCAUGGCCACACGUUUGUCUUUCGGGACCCAUCGAAUGAGAAUGCGCUCUUGAGUGAGUAUAAAGUGGACACAAAAUCUGGAUCCGAGCACCGCCAUGUCAUACCCUUUGAUGACGAAGAACUGUAA